GAGAGACAGAGGGUUUGUGUUUGUGUUGCAAUGUGCAGCUUAAUUUAGUUUAACAAGGAGCUAAAUACUUGAAACGCAAGCAGCCGGCGAGGAUGUGGGUCCAAGGAGAGGACAGUGCAGCUGGAGAGUCUGAUGGAGAGAGUGGUUUAUCCUCUGAAGAUGAGGGAGACAUUCAGUAUGAAUUCCUGGAAAAGCAGAGGGAUGAAGCCAAUCAGAGACUGUCUGAGUUGGAGGAAGUCUCCAAUCAGCUCUUGAAAGAGAUUAAUAUACUGGAGAUCCAGUUCCAGAUUGAACGGUCAUGUAGGGAGAGUGUUGAGGCCCUGGCUGUCAAGGUGACCAAAGAGAACAAAGCCCUGAAGAGGAGGAGCCAGAUGCUGAUGCCGCUCAUCCCCGAGCUGCCUGAAAACCUGGCUGCCGUAACCUUUGACCCAGAGACUGACUCAACAGUUGACAGCGAUGCGGUUGAUCUUGGUGAGGACACUAGUGGUGAGGAGACACUGCUACUGGAGAGCCAAGCCAAGAUCGCAGAGCUGCAGGCUUUAGUGGACGGUCUGCUGGCUGACAAGCUGCGGCUGGAGCAAGAAAUAGAGGAUUUGACCAAACAGCAGGACCAACUCAGAGAGCAGCUAGCUCUGGAGGUUGAAGAGAAAGAAGCCAUACUGUGGAAAAUGAGCAAACAAAGCAAGACCAUGAAUAAAAUCAAACGAGUUUCACAGCUUGUCACGGAGGAGUUCACAGAAAUGUCUCAGAGAUUGGAGCUGGAGGAGGACCUCCGGCAGCACGCUGAAAUUUUUGCACACCAGAUGCUGGAGCAGCAGAAGGCUUCCCACAGUCAGAGCAUGACGCUGACACAGAGCUCAGAGGCAGGCCUGCAGCUACAGCAGGCACUGGAACAAUUAUCCAACAUCAGCACUGCACUGACUGAUAUACAACGUUACUACCAAGACCAGGUAAAACAGAGUCAGAGCGCUGUGGAAGAAAGCAGCGUCCUCUCUGAGCUGCAGAACCUGAGGGAGCAGCUGGAGAAGAAUGAGGUGGACAGAGAGGCCUUGGAAACUCAGCUGUCUGAGGCCAACAGCACUGUCACACAGCUCCAGGAAGAAGUGAAACAGUUACAAGAAACACUGAACGGGGAGAGUACGACUGAUGAACUAGUGGAGAAAUCCACUCCUACUCCUGCUCCACCUUCACCUCCACCUCCACCUCCUCCCCCUCCUCCACCUCCCACUACUGUCAUCAAUCCACUUGAUAUCCUGCGGAGCAGGAGGAAAGAUGGAGCCAGUAAAGGUGGUCUGAACAAACCAGCACCCAUGUUGGACAUGAAGACAAAAGCAGUGGAUGAAAUGAUGGAGAGAAUAAAGAAAGGCAUCAUCCUGAGGCCCAUCAACAGAGUACAGGAGGAUGACAGCUCAUGGAAGGACCAGAGGAGUGAAAACAGAAAAUCAGCUGUUCUGGAGCUGAAAGGAAUGCUGGACAACAUGAAACGUCAGCACCACCGCAGAGUGCCAUCCAGGAGGGGAAUUGGCCGAAAUGUUGCGGAGGCAGAGCUCCAGCUGGUGCUCCAGAGGAGGAGGAGAGUGAUGGGGGAUUACCAGGACCCGUCCUCCUCAACCCAAACUGUCCUGGACCCCCAGCCAGGUGCACAGUGUGUCCCAGCAGCAGGAGAUGCUCCCUGGGCAGACGACAGCAGCAGCGCUCCUGUUCUCCGGAGGCUGAAACAGAACAGGGAGAAGAGAGAUUCUCGUAUCAGAGCAUCAGCACUGAUCAUCAGCCAAGAAAACUGAGAACAGUCAGAGGAAGGAAUACUGAAAUAAAUUUUCACAGUUGAACAUCAUUACAGUUGUCAUUGCUGUUUUAUAUGAUGAUAAACUGCAGAAGUGGCACCCAUUAUAUCUUUGAAUUGAACUACUACAUGAAAGCACUGCUAUCCAGUGUAACCGACCAUUGGUUGGUCUUGGGCUCUGUUAAAAAGGUUAAAUAAAGAGUUAAUUGUAAUCACCUCUCGAUCAAAUACUCUCAGAAAACAGUUCUUCAUGUUUCUUUUAUCCACCUGGGAGUGACAGAUGGGAGGGCUAUAUUGCAAAGAAAUCUCAACA
Messenger RNA from Xiphias gladius (swordfish), 2096 nucleotides. It is a transcript of the gene shtn2, whose product is annotated as shootin 2. The record is from RefSeq and is a predicted model, not a curated record. NCBI's taxonomy places the organism in Eukaryota, Metazoa, Chordata, Actinopteri, Istiophoriformes, Xiphiidae. The coding region runs from base 93 to 1784 and encodes 563 amino acids. The transcript has 17 exons.